Messenger RNA from Trachemys scripta elegans, 9042 nucleotides. RefSeq names its product protein argonaute-3. Gene Ontology annotation, molecular function: RNA binding; protein binding. Gene Ontology annotation, biological process: regulation of stem cell proliferation; regulatory ncRNA-mediated gene silencing. The transcript is spliced from 20 exons. The record is from RefSeq and is a predicted model, not a curated record. The coding region runs from base 228 to 2912 and encodes 894 amino acids. Lineage: Eukaryota; Metazoa; Chordata; Testudines; Emydidae.
CCACGCAACUUCCGCUCCUGAGCUCCCGCUCCCAGCUCGCGCCGCCUGCGAUCGGCUGGCCCCGGCUGAGGGGAGGCCGCCCAGCUGCCGCCUGCCUCACAGCCCCGCUCCCCGGGCCGGCCGGCCGGACCCGGCGCCGCGGGGACGCAGGGGGCAGCGCCCGGCCCUGUGGGGAGAGGCAGGAUCCUGAUCCCGCAGCCUGAGAACGGCCGCCCCCAGCUCCAUGAAUGGAAAUCGGCAGCGCAGGACCCGUCGGGGCACAGCCCCUUCUUAUGGUGCCCAGACGUCCCGGCUAUGGCACCAUGGGCAAACCUAUUAAAUUGCUGGCCAACUGCUUCCAAGUUGAAAUCCCAAAGAUUGAUGUCUACCUCUAUGAGGUGGAUAUUAAACCAGAUAAGUGUCCUCGCAGGGUGAACAGGGAGGUGGUGGACUCCAUGGUGCAGCAUUUUAAAGUGACAAUAUUUGGGGACCGUAGACCAGUUUAUGAUGGGAAGAGAAGCCUUUAUACAGCCAAUCCACUCCCUGUAGCAACCACUGGGGUAGAUUUGGAUGUAACAUUACCAGGAGAAGGUGGAAAAGAUCGUCCCUUCAAGGUGUCAAUAAAGUUUGUUUCUCGGGUGAGCUGGCACUUGCUGCAUGAAGUUUUGACAGGAAGAACCUUGCCUGAGCCUCUGGAACUAGACAAACCAAUCAGCACUAACCCUGUUCAUGCUGUCGAUGUGGUGCUACGACACCUACCCUCCAUGAAGUAUACCCCUGUGGGCCGCUCCUUUUUCUCAGCUCCAGAGGGCUAUGAUCACCCUUUGGGAGGGGGCAGGGAAGUAUGGUUUGGAUUCCAUCAGUCUGUUCGGCCUGCCAUGUGGAAAAUGAUGCUUAAUAUUGAUGUUUCUGCCACUGCCUUCUACAAAGCACAACCUGUAAUUCAGUUCAUGUGUGAAGUUCUCGACAUUCAUAACAUUGAUGAACAACCGAGACCUCUGACUGAUUCUCAUCGGGUAAAAUUCACCAAAGAGAUAAAGGAAUGCAGCAUGUCUAACUGUACAGUGAGCAGCUGUCACUCUACUUCACCAACACAUCUCAGUCAUUGUAAUAGAAAUAGCCACUGUAAGAAAACACUGCAAGGUCUGAAGGUUGAAGUGACUCACUGUGGAACAAUGAGACGGAAAUACCGUGUUUGUAAUGUAACAAGGAGACCUGCCAGUCAUCAAACCUUCCCUUUACAGUUAGAAAACGGCCAGACAGUUGAGAGAACAGUAGCACAGUACUUCAGAGAGAAGUAUAACCUCCAGCUGAAAUAUCCUCAUCUUCCUUGUCUACAAGUGGGACAGGAGCAGAAACAUACCUACCUGCCUCUAGAAGUAUGUAACAUUGUGGCAGGCCAGCGAUGUAUCAAGAAGCUAACAGACAAUCAGACAUCAACUAUGAUAAAAGCAACAGCAAGAUCUGCCCCAGAUAGACAAGAGGAAAUUAGCAGAUUGGUAAGAAGUGCAAAUUAUGAUGCGGAUCCAUUUGUUCAAGAGUUUCAGUUUAAAGUUCGUGAUGAGAUGGCCCAUGUGACGGGGCGUGUGCUUCCAGCUCCAAUGUUGCAGUAUGGAGGACGGAAUCGAACAGUGGCAACCCCAAGCCAUGGCGUAUGGGAUAUGCGAGGGAAACAGUUUCACACUGGUGUUGAGAUCAAAAUGUGGGCCAUAGCUUGCUUUGCAACGCAGAGACAAUGCAGAGAAGAAAUACUGAAGGGUUUUACAGAUCAGCUGCGCAAGAUUUCGAAGGAUGCAGGGAUGCCCAUCCAAGGCCAGCCAUGUUUUUGCAAAUAUGCACAGGGUGCAGACAGCGUGGAGCCAAUGUUCCGACACCUUAAAAACACCUAUUCAGGACUCCAGCUCAUCAUUGUCAUCCUGCCAGGGAAAACACCUGUGUAUGCGGAGGUGAAACGUGUGGGAGAUACGCUGUUGGGGAUGGCCACGCAGUGCGUUCAAGUCAAGAAUGUCAUAAAAACAUCUCCUCAGACUCUCUCAAACCUGUGCCUAAAGAUUAAUGUUAAAUUAGGAGGAAUCAACAACAUUCUUGUACCUCAUCAACGACCUUCUGUGUUCCAACAACCAGUGAUCUUCUUGGGAGCAGAUGUCACUCAUCCACCUGCUGGGGAUGGAAAGAAGCCUUCCAUUGCUGCUGUUGUAGGUAGUAUGGAUGCUCAUCCAAGCAGGUAUUGUGCCACAGUGAGAGUUCAAAGGCCUCGGCAGGAGAUUAUCCAAGAUUUGGCCUCCAUGGUAAGAGAACUCCUCAUCCAGUUCUACAAAUCAACGCGAUUCAAACCCACACGUAUCAUCUUCUACAGGGAUGGGGUUUCUGAAGGACAGUUUCGACAGGUGUUGUAUUAUGAGCUGCUAGCAAUUAGAGAGGCCUGCAUCAGUCUGGAGAAAGAUUACCAGCCAGGAAUAACCUACAUCGUAGUACAGAAACGACACCACACACGAUUGUUCUGUGCGGACAGAACUGAAAGGGUUGGAAGAAGUGGCAACAUUCCAGCUGGAACAACUGUAGAUACAGAUAUUACACACCCAUACGAGUUUGAUUUUUACCUCUGUAGCCAUGCUGGAAUACAGGGUACCAGCCGUCCCUCACACUAUCAUGUUUUGUGGGAUGAUAACUGUUUUACUGCAGAUGAACUUCAGCUGCUGACUUACCAGCUAUGCCACACAUAUGUGCGUUGCACACGAUCUGUUUCUAUACCUGCACCAGCGUAUUAUGCUCACCUGGUAGCAUUCAGAGCACGAUACCAUCUUGUGGACAAAGAACAUGACAGUGCUGAAGGAAGCCAUGUUUCAGGACAAAGCAAUGGGAGAGACCCACAGGCCCUUGCUAAGGCUGUACAGAUUCACCAAGACACCUUACGCACCAUGUACUUCGCUUAAAUAAAUCAAUAAAAUCGGAGCAUACUCACUGAAAGGAAGAACUGAAAAAUUAAGCCACAUACAAUGUAUGUUUCCGGUGGGGUCAGUUUAUGGGGUGCGCCUCCGAUCACGCUGAAGCCGACACUGUGCAGGGGCAAGGGGCUAAUCCUUAAAUUGACACGUGGAGGAUUGUUUACUUCAUCGAGGAACACAGCACUAUUAUGCAAUAUGAAACCAGCCAACUGCUUUUUUGGGGCGGUCUUCUGUAGGAAGUGCCGUCGUCAUCAGUUAUUUUUUUUAUUUCUUGUAGUCUAACCCUUUUAUGCCUUUACCUCAAGUUGCUCGGCAGCACAACUAUCUUUGCAAAAAAAGUUAAUGAUGUAGUUUUAAAAAAAACACAAACAACCUAUAGAACAAUCACCAUGAUUGUUGAGGGGGGAAGUGUGCAAAAAAUAACCUUUUUGUCUUUACCCCAACGCAUUGAGGAGGCUUUCUCUCAAUAUUGCCAUCAGCAUUUGAAUGGGAACAUAUCCAAGUACAUUUCAAUGUACAGCACUAACUAGAAAAAAUUAGGGGAAGGGUUUUGCACACAUUAGUCCAUUAAUCUGAACAUAAUUUAGCCAACUGCUGCCUUUGUGUCUUUCUUCACGGUUUGGAGUCCUCAACUCCAGUAGUUCCCUUUAAAAAAGCUAGUGGUGUCUGCGCAGCAGUAGUGAUCCAAACUCUUCUUGCUCCCUGGUGAGUUUACUAAAGCUGCUGUUUUACCUUGUCCAGAAAUUUCAACUAAUUCUCUAUCUGGCAAGUCGUAAAUAUAUUUUGAGCUUCAUGCAAGAUCAGUUGUUCCUUGUUUUAUGGGGUUACACGUAGUAAACACCAGAAACGAAACUUUAGAGUUGAGGUCUUUAUUUGCUAGUUUACUUGCUGCCUCUCACACCUUAAUGUGAUUUCAUAUAUAUAUGUGUGUUUUUGAAGUUUAGCUUCCUUUUCUUUUAUAUUUAUUAGAAUAAUAAUAAUAAUGCUUUAAUUUAAUUAUUACAGAACAUAUGGGCAACAUCAAUUUUUAUUUUUAGAAAUGUAACCAUGUUUAUUUUAAAAAACAAACAAACUGACAACUUGUUUUUGCUAUCUUUUAGUGCAAUAAGCCGUUCUAAAGGAAAAAUGUGUCCGUUUAGCUGUAUUAAAGCAGCAUUUGUACCACUAACUGUGGGAGAAUGGACACCUCCACAAUUUUAAAAGGACAAAGUAAAAGCCUUAAUUUCAAAAGGAAAGUUUUGUAGUCAUCAGGAGUCAUGCAUGUUCCUUUUCUAAAUCAAACCAGCUAAGAACAGCAAAACCUAUGCUUCUAGGAUUCUGCAAGCUUUAAUAUUGGCAAUCAAUGCAGUAUUUUGAUUUAACAAAGGAAUUGUGUACAUUUUGGGGUUUAAGAGACUGAAGUUAUUUGAACUCAAGUGAAGACUUUUCAUUGAAGAUCCAGGUUUUCAGAUGCUGUCUUUAAUGUAGCUGACAUUAAUCAUAAAAAUGUCUUAAGAAGUUAAUGAAGUUCUUAAGCAUUUUUGCUUAUUUCAUUAUAAGUGGCUUUCCUUUUAAAAUUAAGGUGUUGGUGGCUUCAUUUCACUUUACAAAUACAUUAAGAGGGCUGGGAUAAUUUUAACAAGUUAAAUCACUGAAAUGUGAAACAAAACAUUAAUGGGACUUUUGUUCAUUCCACUUUAAAGUUAAAACAAGUAUUUUAAAGAUGAUAGAGAUGAGCAUGUAUUCAGUACAUCUGGGCAUCGGGGAGUUUUGCACUUUGUAACCUCGUGAACUGCAUUUUUGACUGUUUUAUUUGCACUGGUUCAUAGUAUAUAUGCAUAUAUAUAUACUGCAGAUUGUUUAUAUGGGCAUUGCUGUUAUCCCAGCCCUUCUGAACUCCACCUUGCUCUUCACACGAAAACCAAUGGGUUGGUUUAAGUAUCUCAUUUGUUUCUUGUCAUUCUCAUGUAAUCCACUAUAUUUGCCAAUUUACUGUAUUUUGAGCCUAAAAUCUGAGCCCGUUUUGCUUCAAUAGGCAUGCAUUUCCCCCAUUUCUGCCAGAAAACUAAGUACUGUAUUUUGUGCAUUUGUACAUUGUAUUGAAAUGUAUGUAGUGCUGUUCACAACACUGUCUCAAAGCGCUUUACUAAAUAGUUGGUGUAUAUACAUAUAUAUUUUUCUCCCAAUAUCAAGAAACAUAAUGCAAAGAAACUAUUUUUUUGCAGAGUUAAAAUUGCACUGGAAAUAGUCAUGCUGGUAGGCAGUGUUCCUAGUGGCUCAGGAGAAAAGGGGACUAUUCUAACAGAUCUCUAUGUAGCCAAUCAGCUCUUAAGAGUCUCUCUCAUUGUUAGUGGGAUUAUAUUCAUUCAUCAGUGGAACUGCAGAUUCCUAACUGAAGUGUCCCAGUUUUCUCUGGCUGCUUCAUGCACUUAUCUUUCAGCUCCUUUGAAUAAAACUGCUGCAGGGAGGCCAAUAUAAUGAAAUGAUUGGAGCAAGAUUGUUUCCAAACAAAUCUCUCUCUUUUAUUCUGUAACUGUCAGUUUCCUCUUAGAAGAGCUCUAGCUAGUAUACCCAUUUAUAAAAGGCCCAGGUUUGGCUUUUUACAUAAGAUUAAUUUUUUUUAAAACCGAAGGGGCUUUUUUAGAAAAACCUGCUUUACAAGGACUUUUUGUGAACUGGCAUUUUGAUGAAAAGCCCUUUUUUAAAAAAAAAAAUUGGCCUUUAACUCUUCUUUUAAAGACACUAUACAGUUUCCAAUCUGAUUUGAAAUUACUUUGCUUGCUGCUUUCACCAAAAACUUAAAAAAUAUAUAUAUAUAAAAAAAUCCAUUGGGGAAAUGACUUCAAAAAUGUUUGCUUAGCAGGCCAGUGUAACUGGUUUUCAUGUGAAGAGAAGUUGGGAGUUUUAAUCUCUAUAUUCUUAGUUUUGCAAAUGUCUACAAAAGUGCCGAUACGUAUAUUUGUAUUACAAUAUCAAGUUACUGGCGUUGUGAGGGCCACACGUUUAUGAUACUGUAGCUGCUAUAUUUAUUUAAAUGGAGACGGACAAUUACUGCACUAGGAAACGAGGAGAUGAGCAGGGACCAAGGCUUAGAGUUAGAGGCGGUAUCUCGUUUUUCAGAAGAAAAUUAACAGUGUGAAAUAUCAAGUGUAACAAAGGGUGCUGUCAUUUUAAUUGAGAUUCAAUAGCCAGAUAUUCUUCCUUUGUCUAAAGACUUAUAUAUAUUUUGAUGUUUGCAGUUUAGGGGGUGGGGGGAUAAAUGGUACCUCAUCUGUGGUGGCAGUUUCCAGUAUAUUUUCACAGGAGUAUAUGGAUUUUUUAUUUUUGUACCUGCUCUCCUUUAAAGAAAAGUUUUCUCAAGUUUUAUGUGCUUUUUAGAGAAAUCUCGAGUGCAACACGCAUUAUCCCUUUAUCUUUCCAGGAGCACUCUGUAUAUAGCCCAAACAGGGAUAUGGGCAAAGGCUGGCGGUUCCAUUUUGCGGAAACAUUGGCCUCAUUUGUGCAUACAUCUGUCUAAAACAGUGGUUCCCAAUCUUCUCAGACACUGUACCAGUUUACCAAACUAAGACCUUACCUUGUACUAACAAGUGCCACUAACCUCCCAAACAAUGGGGGCAUACACUUGGGCACCCAGCACAAAAUUUGAGAUGGGCAGCCAAGGAUACUAACGACACAUACCUGAAAUAACCAUACUGGUACAUGUACCAAUGUUUAGGAACCACUGUCCUAGAAAUGGCAGUGCUUCUCUGAAGCUGAACAGAAGGGUUUUUGAUAAUGGCAGUUACUUUAAAUAUGUGAUCUAGUGAUUAGUGGGUCCAACGUUGGAAAGAAAGGUUGAGAAUUUUUAGUAGUUUGAAUCGUUAAACUCUUGCAGCAUUUGCUAACAGCACAACUGACAACUCCACUCAAACAAAGCAGCUUUGAUUUGUGGGGCACUUCCACUGUGGCCAUUUUACUCAGGAUUGUUAGAUGGCUGUCAAAUGUUAAACCAUUUAGUUGAAAUUAUGCAAAGGUUAUUUCCCUAGGAUUCAUUUUGGGAUGCUUUUUGAAGGUAGUUUAGCCCUUUUAACAGCUUUCAAGUUGAAAUGGAUUCCUGAAGGUUGUCAGUCAAAUUCUUUCAAGAUGCCAUUGGUCCUAAAUUGUUUCCAUUUCUUCUUUUUGUGCAGAUACUUGUCCGAUCAAUGUUUAGGCACAGGACGUUAGAUGAAUAAUCACGCUCUGUACACAUUCUAGCUGCUUGUUUGUUUUCUACUAGUGCUCAAUAGUGUGAAAUUUCAAUUUCAAAAGGAUGAGGCCUUUCUGGAUUUACAUUUUACUCGUACCUUGAGACUUGUCCGCCUUUGAUAUGUUCUCAGUUUUGUCAGCUGAUGGGAUAUAACCUUUCUCAAAGCACUUUUCGUAACCGAGGAAUCAAAGAAGCUCUGAUCAUAUACAUUGAAACUCUAACUUUUCAUUUCCAAACGGUCGUCUUGAAGUUUCUUUUCAUGCCAGACAAAUGCUCCGUCAGCUGCAGUGUUGUGGAGUAAACGUGGCUGCCACUGGCCAGUUAAUUUUAUCAGAUAGAAAAUCCAUGUAGAUGUCAAAGGGACAAAUAUUCCUGGCUUACUUUCCUACCCAAAGAUAGUACUUGAAUUUGACAUUGUGUAUGAGAUACCAUUUGUGUUUUGGCACAUCUUUUAAUUAUAAAAACUUCGCUUAGCCAAUUCACUCAGAUAUAUAUUAUUUUUGUAAAAAUGAAAAAGAUUAUUAAGGUUAAGGUGAGCGCUAAUCUCAGUGUUUUCUGCUAGUAGAAAAUCUUCGUAACUUUACAAUAGUUGUGAAGUGUGAAUCUGAUGUGUACAGGACCCUAUGUUUUACCUAUCUAGCAGAGUCCCAAGAAUACAAUCACUAAAACAGAGGUUUAAAAUUAGUUUGUGGCCUGAGCAGCCAGAGGCACCCAUGGGAAGCAGUGGGGGUGGAGGGUAGGUGAAGGUUUGCAAAGAAGCAAACCAACGUAGCAUCACUGUUACAGAAACGAGGGAGUUGGUGGAGAGACUCCAUACCAAUCACCUUUCCAGCCAUGUGCCCCUGACUGUUAGAAUUCUGUCUGAGAUCCCCUCAUCCUAACAUGGGUUGUUCAUUGUAGUGUCCUGUUAAAGCAAAGCAGUUCCACUGUUAAAACUUGGAGCAAUUUUUUUUUUUUUUUUUAAAGCUAGACAGUCCUCAGAAAGUGCCUUUUCAGAAGACGGUGCUGUAGAUUUUUAUUUUCAAAUUGUAAAUGGCUGAAAAUUUGAGAAAAUUUUUUGAAAAUGCCAAGUGUUUGGUAUCAUUUUAUGUACCUUCAAGCAGCAGUUUCUGAGUCAGGGCCAAGAAUAACCAAGGAAGGGUGUAUUCAGAAGGAGGGAAAGGUAUUGAGGAACAAUCACCAAAUUCAACUUGUAGGCUUGAAGUAGUUUGGAUUUUAUUUAAUGUAACUAACCACUUCCUAUUUUAGGAGGGUGCAUGGGGUGGGGUGGAGGAAAGGGGGAGAAAUAGCACAGGACACUUCAGGCAGUGGUAUAGUUAAUAUUUAAAUGGGAUCAUAGAUGAUCAAAGGACAUGUCCUCAUUUUUGGAGGUGAAGCAGGUUCACAGAGAUGAAGUAAAAUUCUCUGGGGGCUUAUAAUGAGAUAAUAUAUCCUACUUUGAGCAGACUUCACACAACCUGUAUUUUAAGAGAGUAAUGUUUACAUGCUAAUUGAACUUCUGAUGACUUAAUAGGGACUUUUGAUAAUGUAAGUGGUAAACAUGUUUGGAUGAUUGUUGGUGCCCUGUUUUCACUGUGCUAAAAGAUGUUGUGGAGCCGCUGAUGACUUUGGUGAGCAUUCCUCCAGUCAGGAAGAGUUGUAGACUAGACUAAUAAACACUGCACCUCAGUAACCUUGUAAUGCUGCAUAAAGUAAUAAUAAUAGCAAAGUUCUGCCUUGAUUUCACUGUAAUGUGCUUACACAUGCCUGCAAAAAUAUACACACAACUUUCAUUUUGUAAUGCCUUAAUAGCAGUUAAAAUAUUUUUUUUAAAGAUGAGGUUUGUCCUUUAUUGUGGUGUUUCCUUAUAUUUAUUGGUAAUUUGUGUGCAGCUUGUAGUUUCAUGUUUGGCUUGAAUGUUGCUUUUUAACACCU